AUGUUGGCUCACGUCUUGCUUCUCUGUGGUCUGAGCGCUGUUGUGAUCCCACAGGAUGUCACAAAUCAAGCCCAAAUGUUUCUGGCAGAGUUCAAUGUGAGGGCAGAAGACAUCAGCUAUGAAAGCUCCCUUGCCUCAUGGAACUACAACACCAACAUUACCGAGGAGACGGCCAUGAAGAUGAACGAGGCGGGUGCCAAGUGGUCCGCGUUUUAUGAGGAGGCCUCCAGGAAUGCCAGCAGUUUCCUGCUAUCUGACAUUCAGGAUCCUCUCAUCAGGCUCCAGAUCCAGUCUCUCCAGGACAGGGGAUCCUCUGUGCUGUCACCGGAAAAAUACAGCAGGCUGAGCACCGUGCUAAAUACAAUGAGUACCAUCUACAGCACUGGGACCGUCUGCAAAACCACCGAACCAUUCGACUGCAUGGUGCUGGAGCCAGGUCUGGAUUCUAUUAUGGCCUACAGCAUAGAUUAUCACGAGAGACUGUGGGCAUGGGAAGCCUGGAGAGCUGAUGUUGGCAGGAUGAUGAGACCGUUAUAUGAAGAGUAUGUUGAACUUAAAAAUGAGGCUGCAAAGCUUAAUAGUUAUGCUGACUACGGAGAUUACUGGAGGGCAAAUUAUGAAGCAGAUUACCCAGAAGAGUAUAAAUACAGCCGUGACCAGCUUGUUCAAGAUGUGGAGAAGACAUUUGAGCAGAUAAAACCUCUGUACCAGCAGCUACAUGCCUACGUGAGGCACCGUCUGGAGCAGGCCUACGGCUCCCAGUUCAUCAGCUCCACGGGAUGCCUCCCCGCUCAUUUGCUGGGUGAUAUGUGGGGUAGAUUUUGGACAAAUCUGUAUUCCUUGACUGUUCCCUAUCCAGCCAAACCAAACAUUGAUGUAACUGAUGCAAUGGUUCAAAAGAACUGGGAUGCAAUGAAAAUAUUCAAAGCUGCUGAGGCCUUCUUCAGCUCCAUUGGCCUCUACAACAUGACCGAGGGCUUCUGGAAAAACUCCAUGCUCACAGAGCCGACCGACAACAGGAAGGUUGUCUGCCAUCCUACGGCAUGGGAUAUGGGCAAAAAUGACUACAGGAUCAAGAUGUGCACCAAAGUGACCAUGGAUGACUUCCUGACAGCGCACCACGAGAUGGGCCACAUCGAGUACGACAUGGCAUACUCUGUACAGCCCUUCCUGCUGCGGGACGGUGCCAACGAGGGCUUCCACGAAGCCGUUGGUGAAAUUAUGUCACUUUCUGCAGCUACGCCACAGCACCUGAAAUCCCUCGACCUCCUAGAGCCAACUUUCCAAGAGGAUGAAGAAACUGAAAUCAACUUUUUGCUCAAACAAGCGCUAACGAUUGUUGGAACAAUGCCUUUUACUUACAUGCUGGAGAAGUGGAGGUGGAUGGUUUUUAGGGGCGAGAUUACAAAGCAGGAAUGGACGAAGCGGUGGUGGGAGAUGAAGAGAGACAUAGUUGGUGUUGUCGAACCAGUCCCUCAUGAUGAGACGUACUGCGACCCUGCUGCACUGUUCCACGUGGCCAAUGAUUACUCAUUCAUAAGGUAUUACACCCGGACCAUUUACCAGUUCCAGUUCCACGAGGCGCUUUGCAAAGCGGCCAAGCAUACCGGCCCGCUUCACACAUGCGACAUCACCAAUUCCACAGCAGCUGGUGGGAAUCUGAGAGGAUUGCUUGAAUUAGGCAGAUCUAAGCCCUGGACUCAAGCACUGGAAAACUUAACAGGAGAGAAAUACAUGAAUGCAACACCUCUACUCCAUUACUUCGAACCUCUAUUUAACUGGCUGCAAAAAAACAAUUCUGGCAGAUACAUUGGCUGGAAUACAGACUGGACUCCAUAUUCUGAAAACGCCAUCAAAGUACGCAUCAGCCUGAAAGCAGCACUGGGGGACAAGGCGUAUGAGUGGGAUAAAAGUGAGCUCUUCUUGUUCAAGUCAUCCAUUGCCUAUGCCAUGAGGAAGUACUUCGCAGAGGUGAAGCUACAGAACGUUGACUUCCAGGCGACAGACAUUCAUGUUGGGGAAGAGACGCAAAGGGUCUCCUUCUACAUUACUGUCAGCAUGCCAGGUAAUGUCAGCAAUACUGUGCCCAAAGCUGACGUGGAAGAUGCCAUCAGGAUGUCUCGGGGACGAAUCAGUGAGGCUUUCAGGCUGGACGAUAACACGCUGGAGUUUGUGGGCAUACUUCCAACCCUGGCCACACCUUAUGAACCACCAGUCACCGUCUGGUUAAUUAUAUUUGGAGUGGUCAUUAGCCUGGUUGUCAUUGGAGUUAUUGUCUUGAUCAUCAGUGGGCAGAGAGAUCGAAAAAAGCAAGCGAAAAGAAGAGCAAGAGAAGCAGAAUCAAACUGUGAAGCGAACCCUUACGAUGAUGAUGGAAAAAGCAACAAGGGAUUUGAGUUAUCUGAGGAGACACAAACAUCAUUUUAGAUGACAUGGGACAAUAAGGGUUUCUGUUUU
This is a messenger RNA of Cygnus atratus (black swan), 2457 nucleotides long. It is a transcript of the gene ACE2, whose product is annotated as angiotensin converting enzyme 2. Lineage: Eukaryota; Metazoa; Chordata; Aves; Anseriformes; Anatidae. Gene Ontology annotation, biological process: proteolysis. The coding region runs from base 1 to 2427 and encodes 808 amino acids. The record is from RefSeq and is a predicted model, not a curated record. Gene Ontology annotation, cellular component: plasma membrane. Gene Ontology annotation, molecular function: metallopeptidase activity; peptidyl-dipeptidase activity. The transcript has 18 exons.